Messenger RNA from Penicillium olsonii, 906 nucleotides. The record is from the annotation of a GenBank genome assembly. NCBI's taxonomy places the organism in Eukaryota, Fungi, Ascomycota, Eurotiomycetes, Eurotiales, Aspergillaceae.
AUGGCCGACUCCAAUGGCGGUGGUCGCAGGCCGAUCUACCCUGCCGGGACGAUCGCUAAAGUGUCUAGCGACAUCCUGAAUGAAACAUUUCACAAUAUCAUCCACGAUCUCGUGGCCAAGGUGCAUCGCGAAGAAAAAGUGGCGCGCAUGCGGUCCGCGGUGGUUGUUGCCCGACAAAAGGCAGAGGAAGAGGCGAUCUUGCCCGAGGAAACCGCGAGCAAAACAUCCGUUGACACAAAGAGAGAAAUUGUCUUGGACCACAAAAAGCUGUCCGGGAUGCACAUGGAGACCGAUGCAGCCAUCUACGACCGCGGAAAGGUCUUCCUCAAGGGCAACCCACUACAGACGGUCAAAGAAGUCAUCUGUCCAGACUGCCGCCUCCCACGUCUACUGUACCCUACAGCCGGUGCCAGUUGCAAAGCUCCUCCCGAUGCCGAUGUUGAAUACUGUUCAAAUCGCCCUCUGAUUACCAAGCCGGGCCAUGACGUCCACGGCAAACUGUAUGCCAUCAUGCCAAAUCCCAAAAAGAAGAAGGGUGAUCGUGACAGCACCAUCCCCGAGAUGCCCACUACCAAAUGCCCCCUCUGUCCCCGUUAUUUCCUCAUGACCCGUCUGGCCCAACACCUCGACCGGUGCAUGAACCUCUCCGGCCGUGGCGCGGGCACGCGCAACAAGACCCCAACCGACAGCGGAGCCAGCAACGGCAACAGUCCCACCUCAUCAUCAGCGAAACGUGCGCACGCAGACGCAGACGACGAUGAAGGCAGUCCCAGUCCCACCAAGAAGAAGAAGAAGCUGAACGGGCCCAAGAAAGGAUCCUCGAACAAACCCGGGCCGAGCAAGCUCAAGCAAUCCUUCACGGCCGAGGAUAAUGACGACGAUGUGAAGAGCGAAAAUGCGGACUGA